AUGGCUUCGAAACCCAAUCUCGUCCAAUGGAUGCUGGACACUCGCCCCUGGUUUCCCGAAGCAACUCAGACAAAACACCUCGAGACUCAUGCCCAAGCCUCCCGCGCAUUGGCUCUGCUCCCGGAGCCCGAGCGCGCCGCCGUGCUCCGGUACUACCACGUCCGCGACGCCAAGAUGGCGCUCGCCUCGGCUCUCCUCAAACGCUACUGCAUAGCCCGCCUGAGUCCCAGCAAACCCCCCUGGUCCAGCAUCACCCUCACGCGCGACAGCCACACCAAGCCCGUAUGGGUCGACCCAGCCACAGGCGCCCGGCCCGUCUCGUUCAACCUGAGCCACCAGGCGGGCAUCGUGGCCCUCGUCGCUGUUGCUGACUACCACCCUGUUCCCGUCUCCUCCUCUUCGGAGGGAAACGAAGAACGGAGAGGGCCAGGGAAGGAGGCGACGGUAGAAGUAGGAGUGGACAUUGUCUGCACGUCGGAGCGGCGCCCGCGUGACCACGCCAUGGUUCGCAGCGAAGGCUGGCCGGCCUUUGUCGACAUGCACGCUGACGUGUUUGCACCCGGGGAGGUGAGCUAUCUCAAACACCGAGUCUUGAGUGCCGUUCCGGGCUUGGUAACCUCGUCCCCUCCUUCGACGGAGCAGGUGACUGACGCUAAGCUCCGCGCCUUUUACGCGCUCUGGGCCCUGCGCGAGGCCUACAUCAAGCUCACGGGCGAGGCACUUCUGGCAGAGUGGCUGCGCGACUUGGAGUUUCGGGAUUUUCGUCCGCCGAGGCCCACGCCCGCGUGGGAGGUGCCCGCAAAAGAGGAUGCUAGUGAGGUGGUGGGGACGCCCGAGAUUAGGUUCCGCGGGGAAAAGGUGGAGGGUGUGAAUAUCUGCCUGCGGUCCAUGGGACCGGACUUUAUGAUUGCCACGGCGGUGAGGACGCCGGGGAACAGGGACGACGGGCUCGGGUGGCGGCUGAGCGGGCCCUACGAGGUGUUGUCGUUGGAGGAAGUCCUAGACUUUGCCGAGUCUAGGUGA
This is a messenger RNA of Canariomyces notabilis, 1023 nucleotides long. RefSeq lists its product as uncharacterized. The record is from RefSeq and is a predicted model, not a curated record. Gene Ontology annotation, molecular function: holo-[acyl-carrier-protein] synthase activity; magnesium ion binding. Bases 1 to 1023 code for a protein of 340 amino acids. The transcript has 2 exons. Gene Ontology annotation, cellular component: cytosol. NCBI's taxonomy places the organism in Eukaryota, Fungi, Ascomycota, Sordariomycetes, Sordariales, Chaetomiaceae.